Molecule: messenger RNA, 1881 nt
Organism: Juglans microcarpa x Juglans regia
Lineage: Eukaryota; Viridiplantae; Streptophyta; Magnoliopsida; Fagales; Juglandaceae
Product: elongator complex protein 3
Exons: 9
Coding region: 112-1803 (563 amino acids)
Biological process (GO): tRNA wobble base 5-methoxycarbonylmethyl-2-thiouridinylation
Cellular component (GO): elongator holoenzyme complex; nucleus; cytoplasm
Molecular function (GO): iron-sulfur cluster binding; acyltransferase activity, transferring groups other than amino-acyl groups
Source: RefSeq, a predicted model, not a curated record
CUUAGACACGGUACGGUUUGUUCUCACUGUUUCAGUGGGGUUGCGUUUCUUCUUCACACUUUGUUUCUCUCUGGUAAGGGGACAGCGCGCGCUCCACCUCUCUCUGGAGCUAUGGCAACCACAGCGGUAGCCGAGUCCAGAAAGCUUCCCCGACCGGGUCGGGGAGGCUUCGAAGCCUACGGAAUUACAGAAGAGGAGGCCCGGGUCCGGGCCAUCGCCGAGAUCGUCAACUCCAUGGUGGACCUCUCCCGCAAGGGACAGAACGUCGACCUCAACGCGCUCAAGUCCGCCGCGUGCCGUAAGUACGGUCUCUCGCGCGCCCCGAAGCUCGUUGAGAUGAUUGCCGCGCUGCCCGAGUCGGACCGCGAGUCCCUGCUCCCCAAGCUCCGAGCCAAGCCGGUCCGGACCGCCUCGGGGAUUGCCGUUGUGGCCGUCAUGUCGAAGCCCCACCGGUGUCCCCACAUCGCCACCACCGGUAAUAUCUGCGUGUACUGCCCCGGAGGGCCCGACUCGGACUUCGAGUAUAGCACUCAGUCAUAUACUGGAUACGAGCCCACUAGUAUGCGCGCAAUUAGGGCAAGAUAUAACCCUUAUGUCCAGGCUAGGAGCAGAAUAGAUCAGCUCAAGCGUUUGGGUCACAGUGUAGAUAAGGUUGAGUUCAUCUUGAUGGGCGGCACUUUCAUGUCACUGCCAGCAGAUUACCGGGAUUACUUUAUAAGGAAUCUACAUGAUGCUUUAUCAGGACACACCUCUGUGAAUGUUGAAGAGGCAGUUGUGUACUCUGAGCAUGGUGCCACAAAGUGUAUCGGCAUGACCAUUGAAACGAGGCCAGAUUAUUGCCUUGGACCCCACCUGCGGCAAAUGCUUUCAUAUGGUUGUACACGAUUGGAGAUUGGAGUCCAAAGCACAUAUGAGGAUGUAGCUCGUGACACAAAUAGAGGACAUACGGUUGCUGCUGUUGCUGAUUGUUUUUGCCUGGCAAAGGAUGCUGGUUUCAAGGUUGUUGCACACAUGAUGCCUGAUCUUCCAAAUGUGGGGGUUGAGAGGGACUUGGAAAGUUUUCGAGAAUUCUUUGAGAGCCCUUUAUUCAGAGCAGAUGGGCUUAAAAUUUAUCCCACUCUCGUAAUUCGUGGAACUGGGCUUUAUGAGCUCUGGAAAACUGGCAGGUAUAGAAAUUAUCCUCCUGAGCAACUUGUAGACAUUGUAGCAAGAAUCCUAGCCAUGGUACCCCCAUGGACACGUGUUUAUAGAGUUCAGCGGGAUAUUCCCAUGCCUCUGGUUACCUCUGGUGUUGAGAAAGGAAAUCUUAGGGAGCUGGCGUUAGCUAGGAUGGAUGACUUGGGUUUGAAAUGCCGUGAUGUUCGAACGCGAGAAGCUGGGAUCCAGGAUAUUCACAACAAGAUUAAGCCAGAAGAAGUGGAACUUGUUCGUCGUGAUUACAUGGCCAAUGAAGGUUGGGAAACAUUUCUGUCAUAUGAAGAUACACGCCAGGAUAUACUUGUUGGGUUGUUGCGAUUGCGAAAAUGUGGCAGGAACACUUCUUGCCCAGAACUCAUGGGCAAGUGCUCUAUUGUCCGUGAACUCCAUGUUUAUGGUACUGCUGUUCCUGUUCAUGGGCGGGAUGCUGAGAAGCUACAACACCAGGGAUAUGGUACACUUUUGAUGGAAGAGGCAGAGCGGAUUGCAAGCAAGGAGCAUAGAUCAACAAAAAUAGCUGUUAUUUCAGGUGUAGGAACCCGCCAUUAUUAUAGGAAAUUGGGCUAUGAGCUUGAAGGGCCUUACAUGGUGAAAUCCCUUGACUGAUAAGAUCUUUCUUUUGAUAUAUAACACAAUUUUGUAUCUUGUUUUCGAAAUUAGUAUUAAAAUUUUGUCUGGUUAUUA